AUGAGCACGCGAACAGAAGAACACGGCAAGACCCCCGAAAAGGGACCGGGUCCGUGCACAAUGGGUCGUCCCGCUUUGCCUUGUCCGAGAAGUGGCUUUAUGUUUUGCUGGAUAGCCGGAUCUACCUGUGUUGAAGAAGGGAAAACAGCUGAUAGAAACAUUACCACGGUUGCUGAGAGAGCGGAUAAUACCUCCGUUCGUCGAACUUUCUAUUCGGGAGAGGACGCGACAGAUACGUCUCCUUCGAGGGUUGGUGAUGUAGUGCGGGGUUUGGAUAAGAUGGCGCCGGAGGUAGAAGACUUGCAUGUAACUCGCGCUCACGGACGCAACUGCGACGUUCGAGUCGGGCAGUUCUAUGAGAUGCCCCUCUCACCCAGGCUAUUGGUCGCAGACACUUGUACAACAAGCUUCAGCAUUCAAAGCAUGGCCAUCGUGGCUGGAGCAUUUACUCGUACCGGCCGGUCUCCUGUGCGCACCACAAGCCUGGCCAGUUGGCAAGCCUGUACAACCACAGAAUGGUGCCAUGCUAUUGCGAAAUUCGGCGACUCUGGAAAGUUGGCAUGUAACUGA
Molecule: messenger RNA, 570 nt
Organism: Aspergillus niger
Lineage: Eukaryota; Fungi; Ascomycota; Eurotiomycetes; Eurotiales; Aspergillaceae
Exons: 6
Coding region: 1-570 (189 amino acids)
Source: RefSeq, a predicted model, not a curated record